UAUUUGUUUUGCUUUUGGAGCUAUUAUAUGAAUAGUCAUUGAAUUUUUAAUAUAUUUUGAAUCAAGAAUAAAGAUCCUACCUCUACUUACUUGAAUAACUUAACUUUUAGGUUAAAGUCCAUGCCGAAAACUCCUAAAAGUGUUUUUAGUUGACGAUGGAGUCAGCGUUACAGGGCAUAGAGAGUGUUUGCGUGAAGGCUGAGCCUUGUGAAGAUGAGCCCACGUUCUCGAGAGUGUCUGUGAAAGUUGAGCGUUUGCUUGAUGAUGUGUGUGUACAAGACGAGCCCAGGUGCGAGGGUUUGUCUAUAAAAGCCGAACCUUCGUGCUUAGAUGUGCGUGUAAAAGACGAGUCGCUCGGCGUGAGCGCGGCGGCGGCGGCGCUGUACACCGACCACGCCGUUAAAGAUGAGCUAGUGCUCGGCCCCGUGCUAGUGGAGCAGCGCGGUGUGCGCGCACCAACAGGACAAAAUCCACUGAAGAAACCGAGCGCCAAACUUGAAACUUUCCAAUGUGCUCAUUGUGAAUAUACAACAACUAGAAAAUCACAGUUAAUUAGGCAUAUGGGGAAGCAUACUAAUGAGAAGAAAUAUAGAUGUGGCCAGUGUAGCUAUGCUAGCAGACGCAAAUAUGACUUGCAAGUCCAUGUGAGGAAACACACUGGUGAAAAGCCGUACAAGUGUGAUCUGUGUAGUUACUCUUGUGCCCAAAAGAGUAAUAUGAAAGUUCAUGUAAGGAAACACACUGGUGAAAAGCCUUACAAGUGUUACCUGUGUAGUUUCGCCUUUGCCUAUAGCACUACUUUGCAAGUUCAUGUAAGGAAACAUACUAGUGAAAAGCCGUACAAGUGUGAUCUGUGUAGUUUCGCUUGUGCCUAUAAGAGUACUUUGCAAGAACAUGUAAGUAAACACACUGGUGAAAAGACUUACAAGUGUGACCAGUGUAGUUACGCUUGUACCCGAAAAAGUAGUUUGCAAGGUCAUGUAAGGAGACACACUGGUGAAAAGCCGUACAAGUGUGAUCUGUGUAGUUUCGCUUAUGCCCAUAAGAUUUCUUUGCAAUAUCAUGUAAGUAAACACACUGGUGAAAAGACUUACAAGUGUGAUCUGUGUAGUUACUCUUGUGCCCAAAACAGUAAUAUGAAAGUUCAUGUAAGGAAACACACUGGUGAAAAGCCGUACAAGUGUGAUCUGUGUAGCUUCGCUUGUAGCCUUAAGAGUACUUUGCAAGUUCAUGUAAGGAGACACACUGGUGAAAAGCCGUACAAGUGUGAUCUGUGUAGUUACUCUUGUGCCCAAAAGAGUAAUAUGAAAGUUCAUGUAAGGAAACACACUGGUGAAAAGCCUUACAAGUGUGACUAGUACAUGUGAUUUGCAAGCUCAUGUAAUGAAACACAUUGAUGAUGCGCGUUACAAAUGUGACCAGUUUAGUUUUGAUAGUCUCUGCAAGAAAGGCUGGUUGGGUAGGGUAAAAUGGGUAGUUACCAUAAGAGUAAACAUACUAAUGAGAUACUUUACAAGUGUGAUGUUACAAGUACAAAUAAUUGUUCACCAGACCUUGAAGGACAUUAUAAAGUUGCAGGUGAUCCUUGCCAUCCGAUCACGACCACACUUACUCGCGGCGAGAGUCCGCGCCGGCGCCGGCGCCAGGGCCCAGCGCCGCUCCUCCCGGCGUUGGGAGCGGCCACCGCUCGCACGCACAGAGCGAGGCGCGCCGCCUCGACGUGUCGGACGCGGAGACCGAUAGAACGACAGCGGCACCGAUCCACCGGGAGUUUGUUAAAUGACGGCUUAUAGAAAUUAAGCGCUCGGAUAGGAUUUGCUGCUUUCAA
Molecule: messenger RNA, 1828 nt
Organism: Cydia strobilella
Lineage: Eukaryota; Metazoa; Arthropoda; Insecta; Lepidoptera; Tortricidae
Product: zinc finger protein 782-like
Exons: 4
Coding region: 156-1358 (400 amino acids)
Biological process (GO): regulation of transcription by RNA polymerase II
Cellular component (GO): nucleus
Molecular function (GO): DNA-binding transcription factor activity, RNA polymerase II-specific
Source: RefSeq, a predicted model, not a curated record